GGCUGCUGAUGAACAAGAAAUUAAGAAAUUUGCUGCCAAAGUCUCAAUCGCUCUUUUUUUAUUAUUUCGCGCUGCACCUUGGAGGGACAGAAACACUGUUUAUUUUCGUUCAAAAGUUUCCUUAUCGAGAAGAGUGAAGAAAACGGGGGAAGAAAUUAAUUUAAAAUUCAAAUAUUUAAACUCCACUCCGCUGUGAGCAGAAAAAAAGGUAGUGAAAAACAGCACAAUUGACGUCGUCUUCGGGACGGACUUGCAAAAUCAGCGAAAAAGAUAUGGCUGCCAGAGGAAAGUGUCUGCCAUCUUGGUGCUGCAGCUAAGAACCGGUGAAACGUGGUGCCUGCAAGCUUAGAUUAGAUAGUGCAACGGAAGCUCAACGCGAAGAUUUGCUACCAUAGACCGCCGCCAAGAUGAUGGAUGCACCGGUGAAUUUCAAUGAAGCCGGCUACCUCGGGAGCUUCUUGUCGAACAGCCUCAAGACCAACCAGCUGGAGGUCAACACCGACUCGAAGACGCUCCGCCCGAUCGCUCGCCUCAAGGAGCCGCGGGAACUUUUCGCACUGCCGAAGGAACGGGACUAUGACUGCCCCCAGCAGGCCCCCAGAUGGCCGAUCGAGUGCCAGGUCCAGGAGGAACGCAUCUACCACAUCAACUACGCCCCGGACACACCGGAACCGUACUACCAACCGACGGGCAAGGAGCUGCAGCCCCGCCCGGUCGGCGAGGAAAAUGGCGUAAUUCUGUUCAACUACAAUCCUACCAGCGCGGUUCAUUACAACACUACCCCGGGCUGUACAGAUCUUGGGCCGAGCUCUGCCACUAACGAUGAUGCCUUGCCCAAAGCGACCAGAACUGCCGACUCGGACAAUGAAUCCGAUUCGAGUAAUCUCUCCUUUCCGUGCGGGCAGGAUCGCCGAUACUGCAACGGCCGGUCGUACGACAGUCCGGACCUGGACGUGGACGAUGACUCGCGGUGGCACUACUACGGGUACACCGAUGACGAAGAAGAGGAGGACUGCUGUGGCGGCAGCAGUUCUUCCUCAGACGAAGAAGAAGCCGCCAACAACGUUCUACGCUACGAACCUAGCGAGUUUGGUACGGAGUUGUCGUACAACCAGAUCAACGACGAAUCGGAGAUCUUCACCCGGGAACAGCUGGCACGAAUGGCCCUCGAGUCGCAAUCAGAGCCUACAGUCGUCAAAGACGACGAGGAGGACGAAGAGGACGAAGAAGACAGUGCAAAACGUCCAAGAACGCGUCCAAGGCCGGUCAAGCCCCAGUCCACGUCGGACAACUUUUACGCCAGCGGUCCCGAAACGGACUCGGAGGGUGAACAGAGCAAGCACGAGAUCGAGUCGAGUCCACCACGACGGCGACGACGAUCACCACUACACAACAACACAACAACCUCAGCAACAUCAACAACACCUCCAACAACAACAACAGCAAAAACAUCACCAAACUGUUGCGAACCCGAAGAUGACCCCGUUGUUCCCGUUCCGCAGUUUAGCCGGUCGACGGUGGGCGGAUCGAAGGCACAGCCGACGGCCCACCCGAACGCGUUCGAGCCGGACGAUCUGAUCUUCGAGUCGCGCUUCGAGAGCGGGAACCUGGGCCGGGCGAUCAAGAUUACGCCGACGUACUACGAGCUGUACCUGCGGCCGGACAUGUACACGAACCGGCACACGCAGUGGUUCUACUUUCGCGUGAAGAACACGAAGGCGAAGACGGUGUACAGGUUCUCCAUCAUCAACCUCACCAAGCCGGACAGUCUGUACAAGGAGGGCAUGCGGCCGCUGAUGUACUCCACGCUGGACGCCGAGUACAACCACCUGGGGUGGCAGCGGUGCGGCGAGAACAUCGCCUACUUCCGGAACGACACCGACAAUGGCUACAACCACAGCAACUACCACCACCGGCCGCUGGACGACGACGACGACGAGUUCGUGGGCAACGCGUCCUUCACGCUGUCGUUCAACAUCGAGUUCCGGUACGACGACGACACGGUCUUCUUCGCGCACAGCUACCCGUACACGUACAGCGACCUGCAGGACUACCUGAUGGGCAUCCAGCGCAAUCCGGUCAAGUCCAAGUUCUGCAAGCUGCGGCUGCUGUGCCGCUCGCUGGCCGGCAACAACGUGUACUACCUGACCGUGACGGCGCCGUCCACGCACGACGAUGACAAUCAGAAGAAGAAGAAAGCGGUAAUCAUCAGCGCACGUGUUCAUCCUGGCGAGAGUCCUUCGUCGUGGAUGAUGAAGGGCCUCAUGGACUUUAUCACCGGUGAUUCAUACGUGGCGAAGAAGCUUCGCCACAAGUUUAUCUUUAAGCUAGUGCCUAUGCUCAACCCGGACGGCGUGAUCGUGGGGAACACCCGGAGUUCGCUGACCGGGCGCGACCUGAACCGCCAGUACCGGACGGUGAUCCGGGAGACGUACCCCUCGAUCUGGAACACGAAGGCCAUGAUUAGAAGACUGAUGGAGGACUGCGGCGUGGCCAUGUACUGCGACAUGCACGCCCACUCGCGCAAGCACAAUGUGUUCAUCUACGGGUGCGAGAACUUGAAGCGACAUCCGGACCGGCGGCUGCUGGAGCAGGUCUUCCCGCUGAUGCUGCACAAGAACGUCGCCGAUAAGUUUUCCUUUGAAAACUGCAAAUUUAAGGUCCAGAAAAACAAGGAGGGCACCGGCCGGAUCGUGGUCUGGGUGCUGGGCGUCACCAACAGCUACACGCUGGAGGCGUCCUUCGGCGGAAGCACCAUGGGAGGUCGGGCAGGGACGCACUUUUCCACGGCGGACUACGAGCACAUUGGCCGGGCCUACUGCGAAACGCUCAUGGACUACUACGACGACAACCCGAUAAAAGAGAAACUCCGGAUGAAGAUUCUGACCCGGCUGUCGAAGGAGGGUUCCAGCGCGGAGGAACCGCUCAACAUCCCGCUGUCGGACUACUCGAGCGACGAAGGCGACACCAGCACGAGCAGCUCGGAGGAUGAAGCCGGCAAAGACAGCAUGGCGGAACUGGAGGGACCGUGCUGUUCCUCGCUCAAGGUGCCUCCUUCCUCACCCGUGCUGCCGCAAAAGUUCAAAGGAAACAAAAAGGGCAAAAAGCAGAGCCGCACGCCGACCCGGCCGUAUCGGCGCCGAUCGCGCAGCGCCCACCGCAUCGUGCUGGACAUCCCGACGGCGGAACCGGCCAGCGACUUUUUCGACUUCACCUCGGACGACGAGGAGUCGCCGUCGGCGCCGUGGGGUGGCCACCCGAUGGCCGUGUCCGACACGGAGAACACCGUCAAGCGCAACUUCCGGCGCUGGCACAAGUGCCGCGCCUCGGACCGCAUCCGGAAGCUGACGGCGCUGGGCUGCGAGACGCAGUACCUGAUGCCGCCGGAGUUGAUCGUGCGGUCGGCCGCGAGCCGGUACCUGUCCGAGGAGGACGAGGACGACAAGAACAAGAUGGUGAUGAGCAUCAUCAAGGAGUUUCCGCCGAUCAUCAACAAGGAGCGCAGCUGGCAGGGGUUCAACCGGGCGGAUAGGCAUCGCGACCUCAUGAAGGCCAUCAGCCCGGACCACUUCCAGGGCCACAGCCACAGCGCCCUGUCGCUCAAGCGGUCCAUCUGGACCGGAACGCAAUCGGACGGGUACGUCAACGAGGCCAUCUUCAACAACUCGCGCCCGCUGUCCUGGGGCGUUCCGCCCGUCCUCGUCAAAUCGACCUACUUUGACAACGAAGCUCUACUGACUGCCUGCUCGCAAAAGCUGGCCGCCUGGAAGGACGAAAAGCGCUCGAUGAAGGAGAAACACCACAAAAGUAUGUCCCGGCUGCAGGCGGCGGCGGCUGCCGCUGCCGCAGCUGCCGGAUCGUCCUCCUCCAACAAGGAGAACCGCUCGUCGACGGCCGGCAGCGGUACGAAGCUGAAGCUGUCGCUCGCCGAGCAGUACAGUGCCGCUGGGAAGAGCAGCCGGCAGUCGGACAAGAAGCAGCAGAACGAUGGCGAAACGGCGACGACGACGAGUGGGAUCGCCAAAGUGAGGAGGAAAACGAGAUCCACCCUCAACAAGAUCGUCGAAAAGGCCGAACUGAUCACUCACCUGUCGCGCAGCGCUCGCUCCUCCGGCACUCACUCGCGUCGAAUUUCCGCGGCCGGUUUCCUCAGCACAACCACCAACAACAACGGUUCCCCCCGCAAAGCCACCAGCACUAGCAACCUACUCGCCGCCGCUGCCGGCUCACCCUCAACCCCACUGCUAGUCUCGAGUCAAUCACUGCGGACGCCGAACCACGACCCGUCCACCACCAGCACCGCUCGUUCCGGUCACCGGUUCCGAACCGGCGGAAUCGUCGUGACCGCGGCACAGCCUCUGCCGAAGCAGCGAAGAGCGCACCUGCGGAGUGGCCUCACCGGCGCCCGGACCAGCAACAACUCGCCCACGAAACUGCCCACACCGACCACGACCACAAUCGAUAUCCAGCUGACCACACUCUGCUCCGAGACGGAAUCUGAAAAAAAUUUGAAAAUCAUUAGCAGCAAGAAGCACAAGAAGAAGCGGACUGCCGGCGGAACGGGAACGGGUGGGACCGGUUCCAGGGACAAGUCGACGAUCAAGAUUCUGACCUGACCCUGGGGCGGCGGCCACCGUUGAGUCCGGUUCCGGCAACUGUAUUUGAUUUGAUUUGUGUUUUAAUUUGGUGAAAAUUUUUCAGUAGGAAAGUCUUAUCAAAAAGAGCAAUAAACAAGCAAAAAAUAGUUUUAGAAAACUGUGAAAUUGAA
Messenger RNA from Culex pipiens pallens (northern house mosquito), 4768 nucleotides. RefSeq names its product cytosolic carboxypeptidase 2. NCBI's taxonomy places the organism in Eukaryota, Metazoa, Arthropoda, Insecta, Diptera, Culicidae. The coding region runs from base 408 to 4616 and encodes 1402 amino acids. Gene Ontology annotation, molecular function: metallocarboxypeptidase activity; zinc ion binding. The record is from RefSeq and is a predicted model, not a curated record. Gene Ontology annotation, biological process: proteolysis. The transcript has 17 exons.